Messenger RNA from Peromyscus leucopus (white-footed mouse), 2281 nucleotides. RefSeq names its product motile sperm domain containing 1 (gene Mospd1). NCBI's taxonomy places the organism in Eukaryota, Metazoa, Chordata, Mammalia, Rodentia, Cricetidae. The transcript has 6 exons. Bases 253 to 894 code for a protein of 213 amino acids. The record is from RefSeq and is a predicted model, not a curated record. Gene Ontology annotation, cellular component: cytoplasm.
CUCACCCACCCUCCAGUUGCGACUCAUCCUCCUGGGCGGGGAGAGGUGGCAGUUGAGUCCUCCCGUAUCCCAGCAGGCAGUGCAGUCUGGAGACGCUGACAAAGGAGCAAGGAGCAGUCGCAGCUGCUUUGCGAGGAAGCCACUGUUACUGAGAUUGCCAAAAUGGUUUGGAGUUUUUAACUGAAUCUAAGAAAGUCCAAAAUAGCUUUGAGGCGGUAAAAACAGAGCUGCAGCAAGGGGGAUUCAGUGCCAAUGCAUCAACAAAAAAGACAACCAGAGUUAGUGGAAGGAAACCUUCCUGUUUUUGUGUUUCCCACGGAGCUGAUAUUUUAUGCAGAUGAUCAGUCAACACAUAAGCAAGUGUUGACUCUGUACAACCCCUAUGAGUUUGCCUUAAAGUUCAAAGUUUUAUGUACGACUCCAAAUAAGUAUGUUGUCGUCGACGCUGCAGGUGCAGUGAAGCCUCAGUGCUGUGUGGAUAUUGUGAUUCGUCAUAGAGAUGUUCGAUCCUGUCACUAUGGCGUGAUAGACAAAUUCCGCCUCCAAGUUUCUGAGCAAAGCCAGAGGAAGGCUUUAGGAAGGAAAGAGGUUAUUGCUACUCUUCUCCCAUCUGCGAAAGAACAACAGAAGGAAGAAGAGGAGAAAAGAAUAAAGGAACAUUUAACCGAAAGCGUAUUUUUUGAGCAGUCGUGUCAACCAGAAAACAGAACGGUCUCUUCAGGACCUAGUUUGCUAACUGUCUUCCUGGGUGUGAUCUGUAUUGCGGCCCUGAUGCUGCCUACGCUGGGGGAUAUGGAAUCGCUGGUGCCUCUCUACCUCCACUUAAGUGUGAAUCAAAAAUUAGUGGCUGCUUAUAUCUUAGGUCUUAUCACAAUGGCUAUACUUAGAACAUGAGCAAGGAUUACAACUGACUUCUGAAGUAAAUUUAUCUUAAAUAUGAAUGUGGACUGCCUUUUAUCUCUAUUUCACUCCAUUAACACACUACAAAUUAUGAAUGAUUUCAAGUAACUGCAAAUGUAUAAUAUAUAUUUUCAAUUAGUCUCUAAUUUUAUUUAAAGGACUCUAGCACUUUAUGUUCCAGACAACAAAAAGAUACUUCCGAGUGAUACAGAGGGAAUUAUUGGAAGACAUUCUUUUAAAAGCUAUGCCUAUUGUGCGAACAACUUUAAAUGUUAUUUUUCAUCUUUUUUUUGUCUAAUUCACUUUGAUAAGGGUCAUGGGUCCUUCAAAGUAUAAGACCUAAAUGAGCAACUGCACAGUUGAAAAUGAAAUGACAUUCAUUGCUAGACACAUGCAUCAGCAUUACUAUGUAAAUCAUGCCUCCCUCCCUCGGUCAUUGAAAGGGGUUGCUAUAGUGGUUUUCAAGCAAAUUUGUUCCAAGCAGUGUGUGAGAGGCUCCAGAAAGCAGGGGACUUACUGGGGGGGGGGCACACUUACCUUAGAGUCUCACAGAAGACAAGAUGGAUGUAAGGCAUCUUGUGAACUGCAGAACAGGUUGUGGUCCAGACACCAGGCACCUCAUACAAGUAAACUGGCUUCUCUGUUUGGCCUGAGAGUUCUAAAGGAAGGUAGACAUUUUUUAAAAUUACGUUGUUCUUCCUGGCUUUACCUCGGGUUCCCCCUUCGUGUUAUUAAGGGGAAAAGCACCUUUUGGUUUCCCCCAAGUCUCUUGCUUGCCUGAAUGUAAGUGACUUGCUCUGACUAGGAAAGUCCGAUAACAGUUUCCAAGGACAUGAUUUUUCACCUUCAAACUCUAAGCCAAGUAGAGAAAGCCCUAGAUACCCGUGUCUAUUUUGUAUCAGUCACUGAGACAUUUUUUAAGUUUUUAUUUAUGAAAAUAAUUUACCAAAAAGUCCCCUAAGCACAACUAUUUCCAUUUCUUUAUAGCAUUUUCUGACCUCUGACAUCUGUGCAGUUUUAACUGUUCUUGUCACAGCAACUGAUCUUUUUUGUCUUAGGAUUUUUAUCUGAAAGCACAAUGCAUUAAGUCUCUUGAAAAUCCAUUUCUCUUCCAGCUCUUUUUAAUAAACUUUAUGCACUGCUAAUGUAGCAUUCUCAAGGAAUAUAUGUAAACACAAAUGUAUGCCUGAAGUUGAUUUUUUGCAGGAAACAGUACUCUGCUUCUAGAAGCUUUUUGUCUAGUAUUUCAUAGGGAAUCAUUGUUUAACCAUUUAUGGAGCAUAAAUCAUCCAGUGGAUCAUGUCUGUACAUUGUAUAAUGACUGAAAAGCACAUAAGUGUAAUCAACUUUGAGCUCAUAAAAACAUGUUUGUGAGGCUCUC